This is a messenger RNA of Ctenocephalides felis (cat flea), 1785 nucleotides long. Its product is annotated as NADP-dependent malic enzyme-like. NCBI's taxonomy places the organism in Eukaryota, Metazoa, Arthropoda, Insecta, Siphonaptera, Pulicidae. Gene Ontology annotation, molecular function: NAD binding; malate dehydrogenase (decarboxylating) (NAD+) activity; malate dehydrogenase (decarboxylating) (NADP+) activity. The record is from RefSeq and is a predicted model, not a curated record. The transcript is spliced from 11 exons. Bases 82 to 1785 code for a protein of 567 amino acids. Gene Ontology annotation, biological process: malate metabolic process; pyruvate metabolic process. Gene Ontology annotation, cellular component: mitochondrion.
UAUUCUGUAACCGGAGAUGUAGUAAGUCCACCUUUGGUUUCUGGUAUCGAAAACUUGAUUAGCGGACGAAUUAAUAAAGGAAUGGCUUUUACUUUAAACGAAAGACAGGCUUUAGGUAUCCACGGAUUGCAACCGGCAAGAUUUACCACUCAAGAAGAACAAAUGGAAGUUUGUAAAAUUUGUAUAGAACGUUACACGGAGGAUAUUAAUAAAUAUUUGUACCUGAUUGAAUUGCGAGAUACCAAUGAAAGAUUGUUUUAUCGUUUUGUGAACCAAUAUAUUGAGGAAAUGUUGCCUAUUAUGUAUACUCCAACUGUUGGACAGGCUUGUCAGAUGUUUGGCCUAAUUUACAGAAGACCACGUGGAAUAUUCGUGACAAUAAGUGACAAGGGCCAUGUUUAUGAUGUUUUAAAAAAUUGGCCGGAAUUUGAUGUCAGAGCUGUUUGUAUGACUGAUGGUGAAAGGAUUUUAGGUUUAGGAGAUUUAGGUGCCUUCGGCAUGGCCAUUCCAGUGGCCAAAUUAUCCCUAUACACCGCCCUGGCCGGAGUAAAACCACACAGAUGUCUUCCUGUAAUGUUGGACGUCGGUACAAACAAUAUGAACCUCCUAGAAGAUCCUUUGUACAUUGGCAUCAGAAGAAAAAGAGUCACUGGAGACGAGUACUACGAAUUUAUGAACGAGGUCAUGCAUGCUGUUGCCAGACGUUAUGGCCAAAAUACAGUGAUACACUUUGAGGAUUUCGGUAAUCCUAAUGCGUUCACCUUUUUGGAGAAGUACCAGAACCAGUUUUGUACCUUCAACGACGACAUCCAGGGUACUGCUGGAGCAGUUUUGGCAGGUCUAAUAUGUUCCAAUCGCAUCACAAAAAUCAAAAGACUAUCAGAUCACAAGAUUUUAUUUUUGGGCGCCGGAAUGGCAGCCACUGGAAUCGCCAAUUUGUGCAUAAUGGCCAUGAUGAAGGAAGGAAUCACCAGAGAAGAAGCCAUUGAGAAACUUUAUAUGUUUGAUCUUCAGGGUUUAUUAGUAAAGGAUUCUAGCAGAAAAUUGACGGACGUACAGUUGCCUUUUGCCAAAGAUGCUCCCCCAAAUACAAAUUUUGCAGAUGUGGUGAGAGAUAUCAAGCCAACGGUUCUGAUAGGAUGUGCGACUGCUCCAGGAGCUUUUACUGAUGAAAUUUUGAGAGAGAUGGCUAGUUUCAAUGAGACUCCUUUGAUUUUUGCAUUGUCUAAUCCUACCAGUAAGGCUGAGUGUACUGCUAAGCAGGCCUAUGACCAAACAGAAGGCAGAUGCAUCUACUCCUCCGGUUCACCUUUCCCAGAAUACAAGAGCACCAGCGGAAAAAUCCUAAAACCUGGACAAGCCAACAACUCCUACAUUUUUCCAGGGGUUGCUUUGGGGGCUAUUGCUUGUGGAGCUUUGAGGAUAAACGAUGAAAUGUUUUUGUUGGCAGCUGAAACCCUCGCAGAAUUAGUUGAUGACAAACAGUUACAGCAAGGGACUAUUUACCCACCCCUGAGUUCUCUGAGAAAUUGCUCCUUGGCUAUAGCUAGAAAAUUAGCCAAGUACGCCUAUGAUAAAGGAAUUGCCUCCAGGUUGCCCCCGCCUAAAGACACAGAUUGUUACUCUAUUUUUGCUUACAGGUAUGAUUUUUACUAUUCCGACGAAGCAAUGCCCAAAAAAUACCCCUGGCCUGAAAUCAAGGAAAAGUACAAGUUGAGGGACAUCAAAUGCUGUCGACCAAUGAAGAAAAAAAAUCAGGAAAAGGUCACUCCGACCUUUAUUUAA